Messenger RNA from Eleginops maclovinus (Patagonian blennie), 1974 nucleotides. It is a transcript of the gene ghrhra, whose product is annotated as growth hormone releasing hormone receptor a. Gene Ontology annotation, molecular function: G protein-coupled peptide receptor activity; vasoactive intestinal polypeptide receptor activity; peptide hormone binding. The coding region runs from base 135 to 1499 and encodes 454 amino acids. Gene Ontology annotation, cellular component: plasma membrane. Gene Ontology annotation, biological process: cell surface receptor signaling pathway; adenylate cyclase-modulating G protein-coupled receptor signaling pathway. The transcript has 13 exons. The record is from RefSeq and is a predicted model, not a curated record. NCBI's taxonomy places the organism in Eukaryota, Metazoa, Chordata, Actinopteri, Perciformes, Eleginopidae.
AUGGGGAUUCAUCUAUUUUAAGGGUUGACAGGGUAGCCUACAUUUCUACACCCAGUCUAUAACGAAGAAGCAAGUGUUUAAAAGGCUCCGAAGAAACAACUAACCUGGAUUUGCGACAGCAUUAGAAUCCUUCGAUGAGAGACAUAAAGAAGACAGAUAAGACAAUGGAAAUGUGUUGCAAGGCGCUGACGGGACCACGGGACAAAAUUAUACUACUCAUCUUUUAUCUUCAUCUGUGGAACAAGCCUAUGGCUGAAGCAAUUCAUCCGGACUGCGCCAUCAUCUCCCAACACCUGAGGGCUCGGGAGGUUUGCAGCCAGACGAGGAGGAGCGAAGCACAGAACCAGACCGACCAAAGCGGAUGUAACACAGAGUGGGACGAGAUCGGCUGCUGGCCGAGAGCUGAGGUCGGGCAGGUAGUCAACGUGUCGUGCUCUGAGGUUUUCCAACAUUUUUCCAGCAGCCAAGGGUAUGUUUUCAGGAACUGUACGGAGGACGGCUGGUCAGAAAUGUAUCCACCCUACAACGAUGCGUGUGCUUUCAGUGACGACAGCGAACCUGAAACUGAGACAACUUACCUCUCUACGUUCAGACGUGUUUACACAGUGGGCUACGCCACCUCACUCGUCUCCCUCAUCACAGCCAUAGUGGUGUUCACAGCCUUCAGGAAGUUUCGCUGCACCAGGAACUACAUCCACGUCAACCUGUUCUCCUCCUUCGUCCUGAGAGCCAGCGCUGUUUUCAUUAAAGACACUGUGCUGUUUGCCGAUGAGACCCUGGACCACUGCUCUGUGUCCACGACAGCGUGCAAGUCAGCCGUGGCUUUCUUCCAGUUCAGUAUCCUCGCCAAUUACUUCUGGUUGUUGGUGGAGGGCAUGUAUCUCCAGACCUUGCUGGCACUGACUUUCGUCUCUCAGAGGAAGUACUUCUGGUGGUACAUCCUGAUUGGAUGGGGGGUGCCUUCAACAGUUCUGAUACUCUGGGUGUUGACCAGAUUCUUCUAUGAUGACAGAGGGUGCUGGGACGACACAGACAAUGUUGGUAUUUGGUGGAUAAUUAAAGGACCAAUUACAGCGUCGCUGCUGAUCAACAUAGUCAUCUUCAUCAACGUGAUCCGGAUCCUGGUCCAAAAGCUUAAAUCUUCAGCAAUGGUCGGAAACAAUGAGACCGGACACUUUAUGAGGCUGGCUAAAUCCACGCUGUUCCUCAUCCCUCUGUUUGGGAUGCACUACACAGUUUUUGCCUUCCUGCCAGAAAACACUGGAGUGGCAGCCAGACUUUACAUCGAGCUGGGUCUGGGGUCCUUUCAGGGUUUUGUGGUGGCACUUCUUUACUGUUUCAUGAAUGGAGAGGUCCAGACGGAGCUGCGGCGAUGGCUGAGAAAAUGUCACAAUAAAAAUCAUCUCACCCCAGCCAAGCGGAGUAUCACUCAGAUCUCAGUUCGAUCCCGCGGGGGGCUCGGGCGUCAUCUUUCCAGCGGCAACAUCUCUUCAGUAUGAUUUCUAACAGACCAUCCAUCCAUGAGAGACUGGUUGUUGUGAGAAUGUCAUGCAAACUAUCAUAGGCUGUCCUUGCCCUGCUGAUGACAUUCAUUCAACAACACCUCUGUGAGAGGAACGUAAUGAUCACUAAUGAGUGAUUGAGGAGAUGCUGCGUCGCGAUGCAUUACUCCAGUGUCAGCAGCAGCUACCACCAUGAAAGCACUUAUGCAUUUGUGAGCUUAAUCACAUUGUUUAUGGGGGUUGCAACCAAUACAGUAGUACAAAUUAAAGUAACCCUGGAGCUUGAUUUGCCAGGAUGACACGGUGACAGAGCUGGUCGUGUAGGAUGAUUUCACAUGUUUGUGUUUACAGAUUGUAGUACAAAAAGGAGCAAAUGUCGAGGGAUUAUGUAGAGACAGCUGAGAAAACAAUGAAUAUUUAAAUGUGGUUUAAUAAUGUGAAAUGAGCUUGACUUCUCUAGCAGUUUUCAUGC